CUUUUUUGUACGGAUCAUGCCAAGCUCAAACGCGAUAAUAUUUUCAACUUCAAUUUGUUAUUAUUUUACGCUAUCACAAAUUGACGUAAACUAUUCUUUAUCGGUCACUACCUACUGGAAGAUAUGUGGAGUCGGACGACUAUGAUUAACUAGUGCAAACGAAAUAUUGAUUUGAUUUGUUUGCAUCAUAAUAAUUAGUUGUAUACUUGCCCAAAACAAGAGGAAAAGACCAUGGACAAAUAUUUUAAAGGAAAAAGAAUACUUGUUACGGGUGGAUGUCAAGGUAUCGGUGAAGGGUUAGUAAUAGAGCUAUGGAAACAUGGGGCAAAUGUUGUUACAAUAUCAAACCAACCGGAAAAUCUUAAAAAACUAAAGCAACAAUAUCCAUCUAUAGAAGUGGCAGCUGUAGAUCUUCGGAACUGGGAACAAACGAGAGAAAUAGUAGACAGCUUAGGCGUAUUCGAUGGACUAGUAAAUAACGCAGGCGUGGCCAUUAUCGAGCCCUUUAUGGAAGCCACACCAAGCAGCUUUGAUGAGACUAUAUCAGUAAACGUCAAAGCCAUCCUGAAUGUUAGUCAAAUUGUUGCAAAAAAGAUGAUAGAGAAUAAAAUUAAAGGAGCCAUUGUAAACGUAUCUUCUCAGGCUUCAAAGGCAGCUCUUAAAGAUCAUGUAGUGUAUUGUGCAUCCAAAGGAGCAGUAGAUUCGAUGACACAAGUUAUGGCUUUAGAGUUGGGACCACACGGAAUUCGAGUCAAUACAGUGAAUCCUACGGUAAUCAUGACCGCAAUGGGCCGCAAAGUAUGGUCGGAGCAGUCUAAGCGUGAAGAAAUGAUCUCUAAAAUUCCGUUACGAAGAUUUGGAGAAGUACACGAGGUCGUCAAUGCUAUAAUGUUCCUUCUAAGUGAUGGUGCUAGUAUGAUUUCUGGAGUUAAAUUGCCAAUCGAUGGAGGAUUUCUUGCCACAUAAAGAGAUAUUAUAAAAUGCGAAUAAAUACCUAGUUUUAUUUUACUCAGUUUAUUGUGCCAAAGGAAUUAAUACAUACUGGACAUAGGAAACAAUGCAAUGCAAGCAUAACAAUUUAUAAAUAUAUAUAUAUAUAUAUAUUUAAUGCAUAUUAUGCUAAGAUAGCCUAGCAUAGAUAUAUGUUAAAAGAGAAAAGAUACCUCGGUAUGGUAAACUAAAUGUAACACAAAUGCUAUUAUUAGAACAAUAACUCUCCCUACAAUGUUUACACAGAUUACUCUCACUCGGGAGGGAACAAACACAUUACAAAACUUACUUAAAUUUAGAAUUUACGUUAUCCAAUAAAAGUCAACGAUGUUUUACUAAAUCCCUUAUAUUCAUUCUACACCUACUAGCAUGCUUCGUUCCCUCCGCCACUAUGAGUAAAAUGUCGAUAUCGAAAGGGACGUAUCAAACUGUAGUUAUGCAACAUGCAACUACACAUGAAUUGGCUUAAUAAAAAAAGGUAUCCACAGUUUUAUAACAGCAAAUAAUCUGAGUGACAUUAAAUCUACAACAAUUAUGUAUUUAUUCUCCUUUUACCUAGGAUAUUGUAAAAAACAGUGUUGUUUUAUCUAAGUACCUUACAAUUAUUAUAUACAAAAUUAAGUUCAUAAAGUCUUUCGUCGAUUAGAGCAUACACUUAUCUUAGGAGCAAGCCACGACCAUUCCACGCCGGAAGCGUUUUUGAGAUACAUAUUUGGGACACUCAACACAUCGAACACGAACACAAUUGCUGGUUCUCCACUCACACCGAUGUGUCCGUAGGAAACUUGAACAUUACACACCCCGAACGAUUGGUCAUAAAAAUCACUAUAACAAACUUAGCUUAACCUCAUAAGAAUUAGUAAUACAAUCAUACGAAAAAAAACUUUCUUUUAAUAUUACAGAUUCAUUAGUUGAAUCAACCAAAAUAAUUUAUAAAAAUCGGCAAAUAUCUGUUAUUUGUCUCUGAUGAUUGAUUUCAAAUGCUAUGAUAUACCCUGUCGAUUAUACAACUUAUUGAUUUAUUAGUUAAAAGUAGUACAAUGCAGUCAUACAAUAAAACAAGCAGAGAAUGUACUAAAAUAUAAUAAAUUUAACAAACAUAUAUAAUAUGCAGUUUUUUUUUAUAAUCACUCGAUAUGGAUAUUAUUUAUUUUGAAUGAAAUUAAAUAAACAAAACAUAAAACUUUUAUGCUUAAUCGUGACAACGAGAUGAUUUUAAUAUUUUAUAGUUCUUAGUAAUCCUUAAAAUAUUUAUACAAAAUUGAACCUAAUUCUCAGUCAUAUUGAGAUGAUGUACUUGAAUAAAUUAUAUUUUAGACUUUACAAUGGUCACUUAAUACGAAUAUUUGUAUAGUGUGUUAUAAACACAAACAUAAGUAAUUAUGUAUACAAAGAAAAAAAAAACUUGCCUCACAGAAUAAUAAAAAUAAGAACCGAUUUUCGCAAUUACAAUAAUUAUAACUUUCGUGUAACAUUGGAAUAUGGAAAUGGUAACCAAUUGGUUUGUUGACAUAUUAUGUAUAAUAUUAAUUAGAAAAGUGACAUUUUGGUCAAUAACACGAGAUCAUAGUAAACACAGAAAUGUACAAAAGGAAAGACCUUAAUGAAAUCAAUCAAUAUUAUUUAUCUUCAUACAGAAGCAAAUAUAUUACGUUAACAUUCCCUAUUCCAUACUUUUAGCUAGAUUUUUAGAUGGGUAUCCCUUAAAUUAUCUGGUUUAAGUAGCAAACUUAUCUAGUUAAAACUAUGGCAGUGGCUGAAUAUAAAAAUUUGUUAAUGCCGCUUGUAAAAUUGGCAAAACUUUCAAUGCAAGCAUGAAUAUUUACUUCUUAAAGACAUAUUUUGAGAAAUCAAUGCAUUAAUCAUCAUGGAAGACAAAACAUUUAAUAGAGACCAAGCUCACUUUUGCGGACGAGGAAAGAAGACUUAGAAAUGAAAUCAUUAUUGCACAAAACGUUAACUAGGUAUCCCAGAACCUGACAAACAUAAUAAUCAUCAGUUGUCACAGUCAAUUCGAACGCACAUCGCCGUUAUCGGUAAUAUCGAAAUUACACUCGUCCCCUGAUAAAUCUAACUUUUCACUAGCUAGUUUAUUAUGUACACCCAAAUGUAAAGUCGAAAAAUCGUCGAACGUAUAACACUCAUACUUUAAUGAGAAUCAAAAAGGAUUAAAUUGUGUCUAAUCCCAGACAGUAGUUAGAUUAGCCAGAGGACGGCAGCGUCACUCCAACGCCGUUAGUACACCGACGCAAUAGCAUGGGAAUGCGCAACAUUAGAGAAAU
Messenger RNA from Diatraea saccharalis (sugarcane borer), 3272 nucleotides. The record is from the annotation of a GenBank genome assembly. Lineage: Eukaryota; Metazoa; Arthropoda; Insecta; Lepidoptera; Crambidae.